AUGGCAACGGACAGCCAGUCCGACAGAGCCACCCGUAAAAGAAUACGAGCUAGGCACAGCAAGUCGCGCAAAGGGUGCUUUACCUGCAAGGGUCGCCGAGUCAAGUGCGACGAAAUCAAACCAACAUGCGGUGCUUGUGCCUUGAGAGGCGAGCCUUGUGACUGGCCCGCCGAGACUGGCUCCCAAGGGCACGACACGCCGGGUCGGUCACAGGCUGGCUCCGACCGAACUGGCCGCGCUCAAGCACGCCGAGAUCAACCCAAGAGCGGGCCGUCACCGCACGCGUUGCAGUUUGACAUCGGCGCAUCAGAUCCAGCCGGUGGAGGUUGGACUCCCCGCCCCGGGCAGUUGAACAUGGUUGAUCUGCAGCUCCACGCGCAUUUCAUGCUGCACACCUCCAAGCACAUGUCGCUGAACCCGCGCCGGCAACGCAUCUGGGAAACCGUCGUCCCCCGCUUCGCCAUGCGGAACGAGGCCCUCAUGCACCUUCUUCUCGCCCUGGCGGGGCUGGAUUACGCCUCGGACUGGACGGCCGACCAGCAACUGCCACGCGUGUCUCCCGACAUGGAGAGCCAGCCCUCGCCGGCCAUCGGAGACCCCGAGCACGACCACACCCUGGACGCCGCGUACCUCCAGAUCAUUGUCGAGCACCACCAGCGCGGGCUGGAAGCGUUCCGGACGGAGCUCGCGAACCUAUCUAGUGCGAAUCUCAACCUCGUGUUCGCGGGCUCGUUGAUGCUGGUCGCGUUUGCGCUCGCGUCCCUCCGCAUUCGCAACCUGAGCGAUGCGCACUCGCAACCGGGCCAGCCGCGGCUCGACUGGAUCUUCCUCAUCCAAGGCCUGUGCACCGUGAUCAAGCAGAACUGGCCCGAGCUGCGCAUGGGCCCCUUGAGAGACAUGACGCAGUACAGCUACGCGAAUGACGACUGGCGAAUGUAUCCGCGGGACGCGCUUUGCUCUGUCUCUGUUUCCGUGCGGCGAGGAUGCUCGCCGCGUCUGUUGGCGUUCUACCGCGGCGCGGACGACGCCUUGACACAGCUGGUUGCAUACCAUGAGUCCUUGGCCUCCCGGCAGAGGCAGAUCCUGGCGGAGCAGAAGGCUGCCCUGGAGCUCCUGGAGUCGAUGUACAUGCGGGCGCUCUCCGUCGUGCGCUUUUCGGACGAGGGGCGAGAGUCGCCUUGUGAUGUACAGGCCGAUCUGGAAGACGCGGCGCUCAUUGGUUGGGCGGAGUUUCUGCCAGAGGGGUUUCUGGAUACUCUGGCCGGCGGCGGGGUGUGUUCGACGCUGUCGUAUGUGAUCCUGGCGUACUUUCACCUUCUCUUCGCGCUGCUGGAUUCGUUUUGGUAUGUCAAGGGGGGGUUUGAUGGGGAAAUAGUGAAGAUUAAGGCGCUGGUGGAUACAUCGGGGGAAGGGGAGUUGAUGCUGUUAAUGCAGUGGCCCGUGUCUGUUAUUGCUGUCGAUCAUGACCCUGGCAGUGUAAUUGUAUAA
Molecule: messenger RNA, 1488 nt
Organism: Aspergillus udagawae
Lineage: Eukaryota; Fungi; Ascomycota; Eurotiomycetes; Eurotiales; Aspergillaceae
Product: Zn(II)2Cys6 transcription factor domain-containing protein
Exons: 2
Coding region: 1-1488 (495 amino acids)
Biological process (GO): regulation of transcription by RNA polymerase II
Molecular function (GO): DNA-binding transcription factor activity, RNA polymerase II-specific; zinc ion binding
Source: RefSeq, a predicted model, not a curated record